This is a messenger RNA of Exophiala spinifera, 1131 nucleotides long. RefSeq lists its product as uncharacterized. The transcript has a single exon. The coding region runs from base 1 to 1131 and encodes 376 amino acids. NCBI's taxonomy places the organism in Eukaryota, Fungi, Ascomycota, Eurotiomycetes, Chaetothyriales, Herpotrichiellaceae. The record is from RefSeq and is a predicted model, not a curated record.
AUGGCAUCUUCUCUUCUCCAUCCCGCUAAGAAGCCUGAGGCAUUGAAUGCUCCUCCAGGGGCUUCGGCCAGGGUCCAAAUUGUUGAUGGCACUGCCCGACUCAAGGUGCCCACGCAGGCCUUCAUGACGCCGCCCAUCCACGGCCAUACGCAGCUGACAGCGCCGACCCUCAGCUUCCUAGUCGAGCAGAUCUCUUCAGGCAGAAAGGUCCUAUUUGACUUGGGUCUGCGGAAAGACUGGCAAAACCACCCUCCUGCUGUCCAGUCCUUAAUCAGCGGGCCGGGGUGGGCGUUCGAUGUUCCAAAGAACGUUGAUGAAGUCCUCCAAGAAAAUGGCGUGGACGUCAAGGGAGGCGCGAUUGAAGCCGUCGUCUGGAGUCAUUGGCAUUUUGAUCAUAUUGGGGACGUGAGUCAGUUCCCUGCGAGUACGACUCUAAUCACGGGCCCGGGCGUCAGGGAUGCAUUUUUUCCACCCUACCCAGAGAACGCAGCUUCGCCUCUUUUGAGCUCGGACUUCGCGAAUCGUGAGCAUCGAGAGUUAGACUUUGACGGCACUUCUCAACUCAAGAUAGGUGGCUUUAGAGCGAUCGACUAUUUCGGAGAUGGUUCAUUCUACCUCCUCGACGCCCCCGGGCACGCCAUCGGCCAUAUAUGCGGGCUGGCGCGAGUCGCUUCCGUUAGAGAAGGCGACGCUGAGGACAUCUUUAUCUAUAUGGGCGGUGACACGGCUCAUCACGGGGGCGAGUUUCGACCCACAGAAUAUCUACCUCUUCCUAUAGAGAUCUCGCCGUCUCCCUACGUGUCUAAAUAUGCCUCGAUUUGUCCAGGGCAUGUAUUUGAGACUAUCCACCCAAAGAAAAAGGGAAUCGACCCCUACUAUGAGCCCUCCACACAUUUUGCUCAUAACCACGAAGAGGCUGUACACUCUAUUGAGCGCAUGCAGGUCUUUGAUGCGGCUGAUAACGUUCUUGUUAUAAUCGCCCAUGACAAUACUAUCCUUGACAGUACGAGUGGUUUGGAUUCGUUCCCACAUGGUACGCUGAAGAAUUGGAAGGUGAUAAAUUCGGCAGAGAAGGUUCGCUGGCUGUUUUUGAAGGAUUUUGUUUCCGCUGUGGAACAAGCAGCGUCAUAA